AUGGCAAAGAUUUCUCCACUAGUUUCAGUAGUUGCUUUCCUUCUUCAACUUUCUUUGGGAAUUAUAAUGCUUAUUAUGAUGAUCAUGGACGUGGUCAAUGCGAACAAUCUUCAAGCUGUGCCUAUUUUCAUAUUCGGAGACUCAACUGUGGAUGUUGGGACUAACAAUUUUUUGCCCAAUACUAGAGCAAGGGCUAAUGUCACUCCCAAUGGAAUUGAUUAUCCUCAUUCCGAGCCUACCGGAAGGUUCAGCAAUGGCCUUAACACCGCUGAUGAAAUCGCAAAAAAAUUUGGUUACAACAGGAGUCCAAAACCUUUUCUCUCUUUGGUGCAAGAUAAUUCAACCUUUCUAAGGAAUGUACUCAAUGGUGCCAACUUUGCAUCAGGAGGCUCCGGUAUACGCCAAAGCACAGGAAAUCAAAGCUAUGGAGAGGUAGUCUGGUUGGGAAAGCAGAUUGAACAAUUUGUGACAGUCCAACAAAAUUUCACGGCAAUAAUGGGUCCAGAAGCAACUUGGAAAAAGCUUUCAGAGUCUUUGUUUAUCAUUAGUGUUGGCAGCAACGAUUUAUUCGAUUAUAAUGAAACUACAAGUGGUUUAUCCAAGGAGGGCUACUUGCUUUCUCUUAAUUCCACUUACCGUAACCAUUUGGAGAAUCUGUACAGUUUGGGAGCUCGGAAAUUUGGCAUAGUGAGUGUUCCACCAAUUGGAUGCUGUCCUGCUGUUCGUGCAGCCCAUAAUGCUACGGGUUGUGUAGAAGAAUUGAAUGCAUAUGCUCGAAUAUUUCACACAGUGCUUGACACCCUCUUAAGCUCUCUCAGCUCCCAAUUGAUAGAAAUGAAGUAUGCACUUGGAAAUGCUUAUGAAAUAACCAUGGAAAUUAUUGAAGAUCCAUCAGCCUUUGGCAUUGAGGAGACAAAUUCAGCUUGCUGUGGAAAUGGAAAUUUAAAUGGAGAAAAGCCAUGUGCUGCUAUUUACCACCCCAACGUUUGUGCAAAGCGUGAAAAGUACUUAUUCUGGGAUUUGUUUCAUCCAACCCAAGAAGCUGCGAAAAUAGCAGCUCGAACCUUGCAUGGCGGAGGAAAAAGAUUUGUAGCACCCAUAAAUUUUAGUCAAUUGGCAGCAGCCAAUUAA
Messenger RNA from Ziziphus jujuba (common jujube), 1131 nucleotides. Its product is annotated as GDSL esterase/lipase LTL1. The transcript has 5 exons. Bases 1 to 1131 code for a protein of 376 amino acids. The record is from RefSeq and is a predicted model, not a curated record. Lineage: Eukaryota; Viridiplantae; Streptophyta; Magnoliopsida; Rosales; Rhamnaceae. Gene Ontology annotation, molecular function: hydrolase activity, acting on ester bonds.